GGCCGCUCACAAAACCAACACCGACCGUANCGACCCAUAUGGGGACUGGCAGAUCCCAUGCCUCGUGUUGUGCGGCGUGGUAUGAAACCGAUGCAGACCGACAGACCAAGGCCAGGCGAUGUGAAUGAAGAUGUGCUACAACCUACUGAUUCACAGAUGGAGCAAGGCAUUGGUCCGAGAUUGGAUCUGAAUAAGAUUCAUAAGAACAUCCAUGACGCGACGAAAGAUAGAGAACGCAAGUAUGCUGAGAAACAUGGCAAGAAAUUCGAGCCACCUUCGGAGAUGGGCCAGGAGUCUCAUACCCAGCCGAUCAGAGUUCUGCAGCAGCCUGGACCUCCACAAGAGGUAGAUGAGGAUAUCGGAUCAAGACCAUUGCCUGGCCAACUCGAAUCAGAACGACACCAUCAGGAUUCUAACGAAGUCGACGACAAAACAGAGAAUGGAGAGACAACUGACGAAGAUGUGGACGCCACGCACGGUCAAGGAGAAGAUGACCACGUGUCAUUGAACAAGACUCAUGAAGAGUUACAUAACCAUCACACGUUAUGGGCAGUUAUCCGGACCAAGCUAUGCGAACCUCUUGCAGAAAAUCUUGCCGUGCUCGUCCUGAUGACGAUUGGUAUCUGUGCCAACAUUGCACACAAUAUUGCCAACAAAGGCUCCAAUGAUUCUAUGGCGUGGUCAUGGGGAUUUGGUACGAUGACUGGCAUCUACAUCAGUGGAGGUGUGUCUGGAGGACAUCUNAAUCCGGCAAUCACCAUCAUGCUCUACGUCUUCCGUGGCUUCCCGAAGAAAAGAAUUCCUGUGUACAUCGUCGCACAGUUGCUUGGAGCAUACAUUGGCUCACUCGUUGCUUAUGGUAUCUAUCGGAACUGCAUACUCAAUCACAUGGAGUCCAACCCGGAGCAAAUAACACAGGUCUAUAACUCAUUUGUCACAAACCGCGUGGAAGGCGUAGCCGAUGCUGCCUCAGGCUUUCUGACUGAGUUUGUUGCUGCAGCAUUUAUCGGUGUUGUUGUAUUGGCUCUGGGUGACGACAGUAAUGCACCACCUGGAGCAGGGACGAAUGCGUUCAUCUUCGGUCUGGUCAAUAGCAUCAUGGUCAUGGCNUUUUCUGCCAGUACUGGUGCUGCGCUCAACCCUGCUCGCGACAUGGGGUCUCGCUUGGCCUUGAUCACGGUUGGCUUCAAUAGACAUGACUUGUUUGGAGACGGCUGGUGGGUUUACGGAGCGUGGCGUGCCUCAAUCAGCGGAGUAAUUGUCGGCGCGAUCCUUUACGAUACUGCAAUCUUCGUAGGAGGAGAGAGCCCAAUCAACUACCCCAAAGAUAGUGUUAAACGAGCUGGGAGUAAGGCCAAAGCAAGGUGGAGGCAUAGGUUCAAGCGCAGGGAGAGAUAG
This is a messenger RNA of Aureobasidium vineae, 1398 nucleotides long. NCBI's taxonomy places the organism in Eukaryota, Fungi, Ascomycota, Dothideomycetes, Dothideales, Saccotheciaceae. The record is from the annotation of a GenBank genome assembly.